Messenger RNA from Exserohilum turcica Et28A, 1182 nucleotides. RefSeq lists its product as uncharacterized. Bases 1 to 1182 code for a protein of 393 amino acids. Lineage: Eukaryota; Fungi; Ascomycota; Dothideomycetes; Pleosporales; Pleosporaceae. The record is from RefSeq and is a predicted model, not a curated record. The transcript is spliced from 3 exons. Gene Ontology annotation, molecular function: oxidoreductase activity.
AUGUCGCCUGGUGUGUUGAGCGCGGAGCCAGGCUUUACAGUCACGCCGAUGAGCAAGACCGAAAAGGAAAAGCCCAAUUUCGGGGCUGUGAUUGAGGAUCUGGAUCUGGAGAGUAUUAAUGCGGACGAGAAGGCGCUCGCCGAAACCAUCUGGACGCAUAAACUUGUUGUUGUCAAGGGCCAGAAGAAUCUAUCGCCUAUCAAGCAGUGGGAGCUUGUGACUCGGUUUGAUCCCGAGGCUCCACAAGUUCACUCGCAUGGCGACGUCAAGACGUUUCAUAAGCAGGGCGGGCUUUUGACGAAAGGAAGAGAUGUGAUAGGCAUCCCCGGCGCGGAAAACGUUCGUCUGAUUGGAAAGGGACAUCAAGGUGAGGAUCACUAUGGCCUCAAAGACGUUACGGUUCAAAAAGGGGUUUUACACGCCUGGCAUGAUCAGCCACCCACGGACGAAGAGUACCAGGCUGGACAUACUCGGUUCCAACGCUGGCAUAUUGAUGCGCCACUGUACGCCCGUGAUCCGGCCUGGUUCACAACGCUGCGUUGCAUCCGGCGGCCCACUGCGCCAACACUUACCAUACACUGGGACGACGGCAGCGGGCAGACCAUGGAGACAGAGCCUGGUCUCACCGCCUUCAUGAGCAGUGUACAGACAUAUGAUAUGAUGACGGACGAGGAGAAGAAAAUUGCCGACCACUCGUGGGUGGAAUAUGCACCUCACCCGUACCAAUGGAUGGGCGACUGUAAAGGACAGCCCAACGGGCUCGGCGUGGUGAGCCAGUGCCAAGAAAAGCGGCUCGAGGAUCUGGGCGAUUACGACCAAAAAGACAUCAAGCGGUACCCCAUGACGUGGGUCAAUCCUGUGACAGGCGAACGAGCCUUUAUGGUCCACGGCAUCUGCGUGCGACGCGCCUUUUUCCGCUCAAGCGCACACGAGGAGCCGCGUGUCGUCGACGACGUAGCUGCGAUUCGCGCGUGGCUCAAGCCCAUCCAGGAACGUGUGUUGAAGCCCGAGUUCAUCCUAUUGCCAAGGGUCGACGAGGGCGACGUCAUCAUGUGGGCGAAUUACCAGCUUUUCCAUACGGCGGUGGAUUAUCCGGAUCACUGGGGCGUCAGGACCAUGCAUCAGGCUAAUAUUGGGGCGAGUGCGGGGCCCGUUGGACCGGUGCCGAUUCCUGUUGCGUGA